CUUCAUGACUGAGCUUUUUGUUGAGUUUAUAUUUUGAGAUAGGGCUACUUAGAAGCCAGGCUGGCCUUGAACUCCUAAUCCUUCGGCCUCUACCCUCCAAGUGCUAAGAUUACAGGCACCUGUAUCUUUUGGUUUUUCAUUUCUGUAACAAUCUUGCUAUACCUGGAUAGUCUGGUACUCUGUAGCUAGGGAGGGUAACAAUCCUAGGAUCACAGGCUUAUUUCAGUACACCUGGACUUUUCCUUUUCCUUUAAGGCAGGGUCUCUGCAGGUCUCAGGUUGUCCUGGUACUGUACAGUUUAGGCAGAAGACAAAUUCAACAUUCAGUGGGUGUGGUGAUAUACACCUUUAAUCCCAUCCCCUUCAAAGCAAGUGAAGGUCAGGCAGGCCUGGAGAGUUCAGGUUAUCUCUACAGCGAAACUCCACCUCAAAUAUACAUAAAUAAACAAAUUCAAGAUCUUGCCUCUAUAUCUUGAAGGUUAGAAUCACAGGCACUUGCCAUUAUACCCAGCUUGGACUUUUUUUCCUAAAAAUGAUGUAAAUGCGUUAAGUGUUUUAAGGUUAUAAAUAGUUUAAGGUGUGUCUUAAAAAAAUAACUUUCAAAGAGAAAAACAAGAUAAGCAGGACUUCCCUUUUCAGAGAAUCACUGGCCUGAAGGGUGCUAUCGGUCCACAGGUAGCCUAAUAGGGGCCUGUGAUAAGGUCAAGAGGGAAGCAGAGGGAAGUUUCGUUUCCAAAUAUGCUGGAAAGAAAUCUAGUCUCUGGUGGGAUUGUGGAGUGCCAGGAUGACCCCUGCCCUCUUCCUGUGCCAGCGCUGCAACGAGCCCCUGAAACUCUUACAGCUGCAGGGGGGGCCCUUGGAAGUCCAGCACCAUGCCAAUCCCCCUACAGAGACGCCAGUUUCUGGGGAGUCUCCGGUCAGGACCUCCGGCAUACCCCACUCUGCCGGUGGCAGGACGCCCCAGAGAAGUGCCUGUUGCAAUAUUUCUCUGCUUACCUCUGGCACACACCACUCUGAAGGUGGCAGGACGCCCCAGGGAAGUGCCUGUUGCACUUUUACUCUGCUUGGUGAAUCCGCCUCCAUGAGAACUAUGAACGCUAUCCAAAAUACUACCUUAGAGACCUUCGAAAUCCUCUCCGACCAGAAGGUGGUGGACCACCCGCUGUGUGUGGACUGUACGGACAAUCUUCUGGUGCAACUAGACAACCAGCUCGCUCUCGUUGAGUCUGACAACCAGACGUACAGAAGUUUCCUGGAGAGAGAGUUGCUGGUGAGUGAGAAGGAGAGGGAGGAGCUAGGCGCCGAGCUUCGUGCGGAAUUGUCCAGUCUGGAGCAGGAGGAAGCAAAGCUGGCUCAGGAGCUGGCGGAUCUAGACGGCCAUCAUGCAAAGGUAGCCGCCGAACUCAGUGCAGCCCAGAUGGAGAGCAAGGCGCUGUAUCAACAGCAUGAACAGCACAGAGCCGAGUAUUCUGUUUUGAAGAUGGAACAGCUGGAGCUGAUGGACCAGCUGAGCAGUGUGGAGAACCAGCUGGAGUAUGCCGCGAGUCAGCUGUCCCACUUAAGAGAGACCGAUAUCUUCAACGCCACAUUUAUCAUUUCAGAUGAGGGUCCCUUGGGCGUUAUCAACAAUUUCAGGCUGGGCUGCCUCCCCGAGGUCCAGGUGGGAUGGACCGAGAUCAGUGCUGCUUGGGGACAGACAGCCUUACUGCUGUUUAGUUUGUCCAAGGUAGCCGGACUGCAAUUCCAGAGGUAUCAACUGGUUCCCUCUGGGGACCAUUCCUAUCUCAAAUCCUUGACUGGUGAGGGCGAGUUGCCGUUGUACUCCGACGGAAGCCACAGUGUCUACUUGAAUAACAAGUUUGACUGUGGGAUGAAGGCCUUUCUGGACUGUCUUCAGCAGUUCGUGGAGGAGAUUGAGAAGGACGAGAGAUGCCCCUGUCUGCCCUAUAGGAUCCAUGUGAAGGAAGGGGUGAUAGGGGAUGCCUGGGACAGCGGGGACUGCUGCUCCAUCAGGACCCACCUGAACACGGAGGAGGAGUGGUCCAGGGCUCUGAAGUUCAUGCUUACCGACCUGAAGUUGAUCGUUGCUUGGGCUUCUUUAAGGCAUUCAAGAAGAUGUGGAAAAAAAAAAGCAGACAAAGACAGAAGUUACCCCUGCAAUAAAUAAUGAUAAAGAGGAGAAAGAAUUGCCAGGCGUAGUGGGGAAAACAACUGAGGCCUGAACUUCCUGAAGAAUUCUGUGGUGGCCCUACUGUGUACAGUGGACCUUUGGAGGGCAGUGGUCAUGGGGUAGGACUGUUUGGGGAUUGUUUUGUUGUUGUUGUUGUUGUAUAGCUUAAGCCUUUCUUUUUCAUCUCUAAGAUUUCAAUAAGUGUUA
This is a messenger RNA of Mastomys coucha (southern multimammate mouse), 2376 nucleotides long. It is a transcript of the gene Becn2, whose product is annotated as beclin 2. The record is from RefSeq and is a predicted model, not a curated record. Gene Ontology annotation, biological process: autophagosome assembly; late endosome to vacuole transport; cellular response to nitrogen starvation. The transcript has 2 exons. The coding region runs from base 784 to 2166 and encodes 460 amino acids. Gene Ontology annotation, cellular component: phagophore assembly site; phosphatidylinositol 3-kinase complex, class III, type I; phosphatidylinositol 3-kinase complex, class III, type II. NCBI's taxonomy places the organism in Eukaryota, Metazoa, Chordata, Mammalia, Rodentia, Muridae.